CCCGAAAAUCGAAAAAAAAAUCCUCCCCCCACCUUGCCAGUGCCAAAAAUAAACCAGUAAUUGUAAAAAUAAAAAAUGGUCAUACCCAGCGAAUGAAAGGUGUGGCAUUAAAAACGUUAGUCAUCAAAAAGAAAAAUAAUUAAAAGGUGUAUUGACCAGCGUAGUUGAACGACGUUUAGAAGUCAGCCAUCUUGCAAUCCCUAAUCAAAGAUCUUUGGCUAGCGGGUUCCGUUGUCUGGUUUUCGGCCAGUUAAUAUCAACACACAGUUCAUCAGAUGGCUUUAAAACGAAUUAAUAAGGAACUUCAGGAUCUUGGAAGAGAUCCCCCUGCACAAUGCUCAGCUGGACCUGUAGGAGACGAUUUAUUCCAUUGGCAGGCGACCAUUAUGGGACCACCUGACAGUCCUUAUCAAGGAGGAGUAUUUUUCCUCACAAUUCACUUCCCCACAGACUAUCCAUUCAAACCUCCUAAGGUCGCAUUCACGACCAGAAUUUAUCAUCCCAAUAUUAACAGUAACGGAAGUAUCUGCUUGGAUAUUUUGAGAUCGCAGUGGUCUCCAGCACUCACUAUAUCAAAAGUGUUACUGUCAAUAUGCUCUCUGCUGUGUGAUCCUAAUCCAGACGAUCCACUUGUACCGGAAAUAGCAAGGAUAUACAAAACUGAUCGUGAGAAGUACAACGAAUUGGCACGUGAAUGGACGCGUAAAUAUGCCAUGUGAUGCGCCAAUUUUCGUUGACCUCAUCCGAACGCCACCAACGAGCAGCCCCAGCCUAAAAUGCCACUUUUAUCGUUCAGCACCGAUUACGAAGUAGCUAUGUGGCUCGUCCUGUCUUAAAACCAACAGAAAAAAAAAAA
Fopius arisanus is the source of this 856-nucleotide messenger RNA. RefSeq names its product ubiquitin-conjugating enzyme E2 eff (gene eff). The transcript is spliced from 6 exons. Gene Ontology annotation, biological process: protein polyubiquitination. Lineage: Eukaryota; Metazoa; Arthropoda; Insecta; Hymenoptera; Braconidae. Gene Ontology annotation, molecular function: ubiquitin conjugating enzyme activity. The record is from RefSeq and is a predicted model, not a curated record. The coding region runs from base 276 to 719 and encodes 147 amino acids. Gene Ontology annotation, cellular component: nucleus.